GUAUGGCGUUGAAUGAGAACUCUGUCGAGCAAACGGGACUGGAAGGAGUGACCGCGGAAGAAAUGGAUCUCUUUGAGAAACAGCUCUCGCAGUGGAAAACGAGUUCUACAAGGGCCAGUGUUCCUGCUAACCCCGACCGCGUCCCGCCGUUUUUCUACCGUGUUCCAACCGACGAUGAAAUCCUGCGACAAAAACUCCGCGAAGAAGCCCGAGCAAUAUUUCUGCAACGUCGCAGUCGGAAUCUAGUGGACCAUGACGAACUCAAGGAACUCUGGAUUUUGUUGGACAAGCACAGCGAAGGCUCGGCGUCUUCCGACCGCCGGAAAAUCAAUUACCGAGAUUUCAUGAAAGUUGCUGAAGUGUACAAAGACAAGUGCAAGUCUUACUUUAAGCCGUCACUGUUCGCCCAGUUGGUCGAAGGCGAUCCCUGUGGACAGGUCCCGAUCAUUUCGAUCUUCAACUACGUCAUGCGGAAAGUGUGGUUGCAGCAAACCAGGAUCAGUCUCUCGUUGUACGAUGCCACUGGUCAGGGUUAUCUCACCGAAAGAGACAUGGAGAACUACAUUACGGAUCUCAUUCCUACAUUGCCGCAACUCGGUGGACUGGAGCCUUCGUUUCACAAUUUUUAUGCGUGCACCGCGGUGCGCAAAUUUUUCUUUUUCCUGGAUCCGAUGCGGGCCGGAAGGGUUCGGAUUCAAGACGUGCUGUCUUGCAGUUUCUUGGACGAUUUGCUUGAACUGAGGGAUGAGGAGCUGCCAAAGGAAGCGCAGGAGACGAACUGGUUUUCUGCACCAUCCGCCUUGAAAGUGUAUGGCCAGUAUCUGAAUCUAGACAAGGAUCACAACGGAAUGCUCAGCAAAAAAGAACUUCAGCGGUACGGCACUGGUGUUCUCACGUCGGUUUUCAUCGAGCGACUUUUCGAAGAAUGCCUCACUUACGACGGGGAAAUGGAUUACAAAACCUACCUCGAUUUCGUGCUUGCCCUGGAGAAUCGCAAGGAACCGCAGGCCUUGCAGUACUUCUUCCGAAUACUCGAUGUCGGCAAUCAGGGCUACUUGACCACGUUUUCGCUGUCUUAUUUCUUCCGGGCUAUCCAAGACCAGCUGAAGUCGUUGGACCAGGACCCUGUGAGUUUCUCGGAUAUCAAGGACGAAUUGUUUGAUAUGAUCAAGCCUCAGGAACCGGAUCGUAUCACUUUGAAGGACCUGUGCAGGAGUGGACAAGGAGAUGUGCUUGUCAGUGUUCUGAUUGAUCUGAACGGGUUUUGGACCCACGAGAAUCGGGAAUUGAUGGAGUCGGAAUCUGUCGAGAUUCCUGCGAAUAGUGAUACUACUGACAGCUCACCCGACAAAGAAAGCGCUUGGGUGGAAAAUNCCUACCUCGAUUUCGUGCUUGCCCUGGAGAAUCGCAAGGAACCUCAGGCCUUGCAGUACUUCUUCCGAAUACUCGAUGUCGGCAAUCAGGGCUACUUGACCACGUUUUCGCUGUCUUAUUUCUUCCGGGCUAUCCAAGACCAGCUGAAGUCGUUGGACCAGGACCCUGUGAGUUUCUCGGAUAUCAAGGACGAAUUGUUUGAUAUGAUCAAGCCUCAGGAACCGGAUCGUAUCACUUUGAAGGACCUGUGCAGGAGUGGACAAGGAGAUGUGCUUGUCAGUGUUCUGAUUGAUCUGAACGGGUUUUGGACCCACGAGAAUCGGGAAUUGAUGGAGUCGGAAUCUGUCGAGAUUCCUGCGAAUAGUGAUACUUCUGACAGCUCACCCGACAAAGAAAGCGCUAUGAAUUUGAGCGACUGCACGCUUUGUUUAGGAGCUUCGCGCGUCUGUGUUGAUAAAAUUGGAGAUUCGCGAUUCAGAGCGGGAUUUUCUCUUUUGACGAAGUCGACCCGUGUAUCUGCGUACCUGAAGGGAUCUCGGGCUGACACUGUGUUGAAGUCCAUUUGUAGUUCCUGUGUGAAUGAUCUCCAAAAACUGGUGGAAAUUGAGGAUGGAUUUGCUUGGAGGCUGUCUCUUAAACGUGAUCUCGAUCUGACUCGAGCGGAUUCCUGUGAUGACCAAGUGACGGAAAGGCCAUUCCUGGCGCCCAGCGCAUCUAAUCAUACAUCUCGCUCCAAAAAGAGAAUAGUUGGCAAGUUGCGCGAUUGUGGCAAGCACUGCUUUAUCUGUGCAGUCAAAUUCGAUUCAGAAAUGGAAGCUACGCAGCAUAUUGCCAAGCAUAUAUGGCCAGGACCAUUCGCGUGUGGAUACUGCCCCCCUGAUGCUAGGAAGUACACGAAUUCUGACUUGCUGAAAGAACAUGCGCUUUCGGGGCAUUUUGCACCCGAGUUUCACACAGCGAAUUCGAAGCGCCGUGACGUGCAACUCGUCAAGGAAUGUGAGCAGCUGAAGCCCAAGGUGAAGCUCGGUCGCAUGAAAUUUGCUGAACCACGAGUACAAAUGAUUGACUUCCGACUGGUUCCACCUGAUGUGAACCUGAAAUCUCUGGAGGACCAAGAUCGGCCACCUCGUUCGCGACGGAUGAGUGCGUCCAUGAAUGGUUCAGUUUCCCUAGCGAACCGUGUUCGUGAUCGCCGCUCGUCUGAGCGUGUUGAAACGCGAGGAGGGCAUCAAGACGAAUUUUUCGCGCCUCCGAUGAAGCGACUGUCCGUUGUUCUAUCGGACGCGAUUCUUCCUGAGCAUUAGGAUUUCAUGUUGGGUUGAAAUUUUUUUACGUAUGUCGCUUUUGAACCCCUCCUGAAAGGGAUCGGACUUUUCCAUGUGUGUGUGUGUGUGUGUUCGUUUUGCGAUUUCCAGAAAAUUUCGGUUGAAAUGAAAAGGUAUUACAUUAUAUCCACUUCUAA
This is a messenger RNA of Notodromas monacha, 2836 nucleotides long. NCBI's taxonomy places the organism in Eukaryota, Metazoa, Arthropoda, Ostracoda, Podocopida, Cyprididae. The record is from the annotation of a GenBank genome assembly.